Pistacia vera is the source of this 504-nucleotide messenger RNA. RefSeq names its product TMV resistance protein N-like. The record is from RefSeq and is a predicted model, not a curated record. The transcript has a single exon. The coding region runs from base 1 to 504 and encodes 167 amino acids. Gene Ontology annotation, biological process: signal transduction. NCBI's taxonomy places the organism in Eukaryota, Viridiplantae, Streptophyta, Magnoliopsida, Sapindales, Anacardiaceae.
AUGAGUAUCCAAAGAGUUUUUUCUUCUGAUACUCAUAUUUGUUCUUCUAAUUGGAAGUAUGAUGUCUUUAUAAGCUUUAGAGGUGAAGAUACUCGGAAGAAUUUCACAGAUCAUCUAUAUGCAGCUUUGACUCGAGAAGGAGUUAAUGUUUUUAGAGAUGCCGAAGAACUUGAUCGAGGAAAACCCAUUUCUUUGGAGCUCCUUCGAGCAAUUGAAGAAUCAAGAUUUUCGAUUAUCGUCUUCUCAAGAAACUAUGCUAAUUCCACUUGGUGCUUGCAUGAAAUUGCUAAGAUUGUUGAAUGUAAGAACACAAUGGGACAAAAUAUUUUUCCCAUUUUUUAUGAUGUUGAUCCAUCCAUGGUAAGGAAACAAACAGGGACAUUUAAGAAAGCUUUUGCUAAGCAUGAAGAAACUUUUAAGGAGAAUAAACAAAAUGUUCAAAUAUGGAGGAAUGCUUUAAAAGAGGUUGCUGAUCUCUCUGGAUGGGAUGUGAAAAAUAGGUAA